Phialemonium atrogriseum is the source of this 1016-nucleotide messenger RNA. Its product is annotated as increased loss of mitochondrial DNA protein 1. The coding region runs from base 282 to 905 and encodes 207 amino acids. The record is from RefSeq and is a predicted model, not a curated record. Lineage: Eukaryota; Fungi; Ascomycota; Sordariomycetes; Cephalothecales; Cephalothecaceae. The transcript is spliced from 3 exons.
GCCAGUUCAUUAUGUCGCGUAUUGGGCCGCAUCCAUUUUCGUCGACACAGGACGGGGUCACACGCGAGACGACGAGCUCCUCCUGACUUUUUCUGCUGCGUCCAGUGCCCCCCUUGGCUGCUAUUCCUUCAAAGCCACGUUCCAUCUGGCGGAGUUCCUUCCAUCUUCACGAAACGACGACCACGCGAGCCUUGCUGCGAAUCCACACUCUUUCCUCCCUAGGCUCGAUAUCCCGCCUCGACCUGCGGCAGAACAACUUGAGCAACAGCGACGUUGCAGCCAUGGCUCUCAUAUCCGUCAAAACAAUCCUCACCUCCCUCUCCCUCUUCCACAUCACCCUGGGCUUCUUCUUCCUCACAAAUCCGGGAACAAUAGCCGAUCAGGCCCUUGUCUAUGUCAUAGGCGAGGCCAUGGGCAUGCCAUACGCUCGCAGCUUCGAGACCCAGUCACCGGCCCUCGCCUUCCUGGCCGUCAUACUAGCCACGAUGGGCAUCUCCGACAUGGUCACCCUCAGCCAGCCAGAGGAGAUCUGGCUCCUCCACCACUGGGCGACCCAAGCCCCCCUCCGCCUCUUCAUAUCCUUCGCCUCCUUCACCUACUCCUUCUUCUUCUCCGCCUCCUCACCAAUCUACCGCUCCCCCCUCACAUCCUCCUCAAACCCGCUAUCAUCAUCCUCCUCCUCCUCCCCCCGCCUCACCCACCCAUCCGCCCACGCCCAGCCCCCGCCCGGCUACCGCCCGUCCGGCUGGGGCGGCGACGCGCUCAAGAACCGCGUCUUCCUCACCUUCGCUUUCGUCGAGAUGGUCAGCUGGUUCUGGGUCUGGGUCACCCUCCGCGAGGAGAGGCGCGACGUCGCCGCACGGAGGGCGCAGAGGCGGAGGAGCGGUCAGGGGUACGCCUAUUAGCCUGCCUAUUUAUUAGUAGUAGGGGGCGGGCCGGGGGGGGCGGGCUGGAUAUGCGGGAAGUGGGGGCUUGCUUGGCUAUCUACUGAUCUAUCUAUCUGACUAUUUGUUUGU